This is a messenger RNA of Racocetra fulgida, 203 nucleotides long. Lineage: Eukaryota; Fungi; Glomeromycota; Glomeromycetes; Diversisporales; Gigasporaceae. The record is from the annotation of a GenBank genome assembly.
UAUAUUGAAAGUAAUAUUUUAUUGGAAAACAAUGAAAUUGAGGAAAUAAUUUCUAAACUACCUGAUGUUCAAGCUAAGAAAAACAAAGAGCCAAUUGGUGAAGAUGAAGAUGAGGAUGGAGAGCCCAAUCCACCUGUAUCUGCUGCUAAAGUAUGCAAUGCGAUGCAAACCGUUAUUCACUACAAAGAACAGGAAAAUGCGGA